Molecule: messenger RNA, 6472 nt
Organism: Oncorhynchus gorbuscha (pink salmon)
Lineage: Eukaryota; Metazoa; Chordata; Actinopteri; Salmoniformes; Salmonidae
Product: phosphatidylinositol 4,5-bisphosphate 3-kinase catalytic subunit beta isoform-like
Exons: 24
Coding region: 975-4217 (1080 amino acids)
Biological process (GO): phosphatidylinositol-mediated signaling; phosphatidylinositol-3-phosphate biosynthetic process; phosphatidylinositol 3-kinase/protein kinase B signal transduction
Cellular component (GO): plasma membrane; phosphatidylinositol 3-kinase complex; cytoplasm
Molecular function (GO): 1-phosphatidylinositol-3-kinase activity; 1-phosphatidylinositol-4-phosphate 3-kinase activity
Source: RefSeq, a predicted model, not a curated record
CAGCUACAGUAUGCAGGCAAUAAUAAAGGAGUACAGAAGGGGAUAUAUUGAAACAAAAAGAAAGAUGAUUUUACAGCAUUAGUUUGCUGUGAAGGAGAGAGGAAAUAAGAGUUGAAAAGGUUGAGCGAUCGAUGGAAUGAAAUGAAAGAAAGACAAUGUAGAUGCAGAAAGGUACAGAAAGAAUAGAUCUAGUUUUGAAUGGAGGUUUGCUUGGUAUAGAACAGGCCUGGUCAAAGGUCGGCCCGGGGGCUGUAUGCGACCCACGACCUUAUUCAAUACGGCCCGCGGAAUCAUACUCUUGACAGUCUGGCAUCCACGUCACCGUUACAAAUUGUAGCUAGUUAGAAAUUGUGCAAAAUGAGUUUUUCAAAGAAAAGGAAAGUAGACAAGUAGGGUGUUCCAGCAAGAGUGGACAUCGAAAUAUUUCUUUAUUGAGGUAUCAGGGAAGGCUAUGUGCUUAGUGUGCAAAGAGAGCAUCGCUGUCUUGAAAGACUACAACUUGUUCCGACACUUCCAGACGAAGCAUGCAGAGAAAGAUAGGAAUAUGUCUUCUGAGCAGAGGGCAAGUGCAUCGAAAGAGUUGCUGUCUCAGUUGCAAAAGCAGCAAGGACUUUUUACAAAACGGCAUUCGGCAAAUUACGGAAUUGCGAGAGCUAUCUAUGUAUUGUCCCACACAAUUGCUAAACAUAGCAAGCCAUUCGCUGAGGGCGGAUUCAUUAAAGAAUGUUUAAUUGACUCUGCAGCAAUACUUUGCCCCGACAAGAAAGAGCUGUUUGAAAAUGUUUCCCUGUCAAGACGGAUCAGUAACACGGCAUGUUGAGGACAUCGCAGAGAAUAUGGAACAACAGUUGGAAGACAAGAUGCAGUGUCCCUCCACCUCCCCAGACGCCAUUAGCAUGGAGAAGAGCCACAGGGAAUAAGAGCCUCCAGGAGACCGCAGGUCCUUAUGGUUGAGCUGGGUGUUGGUCCCUGCGAUGCCUCCCGCCAUGACAGACGACCUGGACUUGUGGGCGGCCCACUCCCAGCUGUGUGGAGAGGACCUGGUCACUGUGGACUUCCUGUUACCCACCGGCAUCUACAUCCAGAUGGACGUGCCCAGAGAGGCCACCAUACAACACAUCAAACUGCUCCUAUGGAAGCAGGCCCAGUCAUACCCCCUGUUUCCGUCUCUGGGGGAGAUGGAGGGCCACAUGUUUGAGUGUGUGAACCAGGCAGCUGUGCACGAGGAGCUGGAGGAUGAGACCAGGCGCCUCUGUGAUGUUAGGCCCUUCUGUCCCAUGCUCAAACUGGUCACACGCAACUGUGGCCGCGCGGAACGCUUGCUCGACUCCAAGAUCGGUGUGCUCAUCGGAAAAGGUCUCCACGAGCUGGACGCUCUGCAGGACCAGGAGGUGAAGGACUUCCGCAGUAAGAUGUUCCGUAUCAGCGAGGAGAAGAUGCAGCGGGUACAGCUGAUGACCUGGAGCGAGUGGCUGCAGGCCUGCUUCUCUCCGCAGCUGGAGCCAGGGGGAGGAGCCACACCCGUCACAGACGGUGUCAACGACAAACAGGCCGAGGCCAGCCUCAAAGUCACCAUGCACUUCGACCAGUCCCAGGACACAGCUAGUCUGAAGGUGUGGCCCAGCACCAGUCCCAGUGAGCUGAUGGAACAGGCGUUGAGGAAAUGGCUAACGACCCACGGCCCCGAGGAGGAGGGACGCCAGGCCGAGCAGUAUGUUCUGAGGGUCAGCGAUAAGCUGGAGUUCCUCUGUGGAGACCACCCCCUCAUACAGUACAAGUACAUCAAAGCUUGUCUCCAGGCUAAGGAGUGUCCCCACCUGACCCUGGUCCAGGUCAGCACUGUCCAGGCCAUGUUCGAGAAGGAGAUCUCGGCCAUCGGAGCUGUUGUCAACCGAAAGAGCUCCAACCCCCCCUUACCCCUGCCCCCUAAGAGGAGGGGACCCUCGCAAGUGAAUACGUGUGUAUGGGAGGUGUCCACCCCGUUUAAGAUUGUCCUAAUCAAAGGCAGCAAGGUGAACGCUGAGGAGACCGCCAAGGUCCAGGUGCGUGCAGGCUUGUUCCACGGCACAGAGUUGUUAUGCAAGCCGGCGGUGAGCAGCGAGAGCAGUGGACGCUCGGAACACGUGUGGAACCUCACGCUAGAGUUCGACAUCACUGUGAGCGACCUGCCGCGCAUGGCCCGCCUCUGCUUCGCCGUCUACGCCGUCAUGGACAAGGUCAAGAAGCAGAAGUCCACCAAGAACGCCCACAUCAACAAGUACCAGACCAUCCGCAAAGCUGGCAAAGUGCACUACCCUGUAGCCUGGGUGAACACCAUGGUGUUUGACUAUAAAGGACAGCUGAAGACUGGAGAUAUCAUCCUUCACAGCUGGUCUUCCUUUCCUGAUGAACUUGAAGAGAUGCUGAACCCCAUAGGAACCAUCCAGACCAACCCGUACACUGAGAAUUGUACAGCACUCCACAUCCACCUCCCUGACUACAACCCUCACCCCAUCCUAUUCCCCCCCUUCGACAAGAUUCUGGAGAAAGCUGCAGAAAUCGCUGGGUCAAGCGAUUGCUCGACCAUGGGCCGAGGCGGUAAGAAGUUCCACAUCGAGCUGAAGGAGAUCAUGGAGAGGGAGCCUCUGUCCCAGCUGUGUGAGAAUGAGAAGGACCUCAUCUGGACACUACGCUACGACUGCAUGGAGAACUUCCCCCAGUCACUGCCCAAACUGCUGCUCUCCGUCAAGUGGAGCAAACAUGAGGACAUGGCCCAGCUCCAGGCCUUGCUGCAGAUCUGGCCCAAGCUGAGUCCCAGGGACGCUCUGGAGCUGCUCGACUUUAACUAUCCAGACCAGUAUGUCAGAGAGUACGCUGUGGGCUGCCUGAAGGAUAUGAGUGAUGAGGAGUUGUCUCAGUACCUGCUCCAGCUGGUCCAGGUGUUACGUUAUGAACCCUACUAUGACUGUGCGCUCACCCGCUUCCUGUUGAACAGAGCUCAGUGCAACCGAAACAUAGGACACUUCCUCUUCUGGCAUCUCAGGUCAGAGAUGCACAUGCCAGCCGUCUCUGUCCAGUUCUCUCUCAUCCUCGAGGCCUACUGUCGUGGCAGCAUCCCUCACAUUGAGGUCCUGAAGAAACAGGUGGAGGCUCUGAGCAAGCUGAAGUCUGUGAACGAGCUGAUCAAGCUGGGCACCAUCAAGAACGCACGCAGUAAGACCAAGGAGGCCAUGCUCACCAAAGAGGCCAUGAUGACUUGUCUGAGACAGAGUGGUUACACAGAGACCCUCUCUGACCUGCACUCCCCUCUCAACCCCAGUGUCCUGCUCUCUGGAAUCAAUGUGGAGAAGUGUCGGUACAUGGACUCGAAGAUGAAGCCUCUGUGGAUCGUCUACAACAACAAGCUUCUAGGGGGAGACACCCUGGGAAUCAUCUUCAAGAACGGAGACGACCUGAGACAAGACAUGUUGACACUGCAGAUCUUGAGGUUGAUGGACCUGCUAUGGAAGGAGGCCAAUCUGGACCUCAGAAUUGUACCUUACGGUUGCCUAGCAACUGGGGACCGGUCAGGGCUGAUCGAGGUGGUGUCGUCGGCGGAUACCAUCGCCAACAUCCAGCUGACCAGCAGCAACGUGGCGGCCGCCGCAGCCUUCAACAAGGAUGCGUUACUUAACUGGCUCAAAGAGAAGAACUCUGGAGAUGCUCUGGAGAAGGCGAUCGAGGAGUUCACCCUGUCAUGUGCAGGCUACUGCGUGGCCACCUACGUCCUGGGGAUAGGUGACCGCCACAGUGACAAUAUCAUGGUUCGCAGCACUGGACAGCUCUUCCACAUAGACUUUGGGCAUAUCCUGGGGAACUUCAAGUCCAAGUUUGGCAUCAAGAGGGAACGCGUCCCCUUCAUCCUGACCCAUGACUUCAUCCACGUCAUCCAACAGGGAAAGACGGGCAACACUGAGAAGUUUGGCAGUUUCCGUAAUUACUGUGAACAAGCCUACCUGAUUCUGAGGCGGAAUGGGAACCUCUUCAUCACCCUGUUUGCCCUCAUGCUGACUGCUGGACUGCCCGAGCUCACCUCUGUCAAGGAUAUACAGUACCUAAAGGACUCUCUGGCCCUGGGGAAGACCGACGACGAGGCACUGAAACAGUUCCGCCAAAAGUUUGACGAGGCGCUGAGAGAGAGCUGGACCACCAAAGUCAACUGGAUGGCCCACAACGUGGUCAAGGACAACCGCUCCUAGAACAGACAGACAUCCUGGAGCUAGAGGGUGAAAUGUUAAAGGUCAGGAGGGUCUGAGUUCUACCCAGUGCUGGGACAACAGUGACAGUGGGGGGGUAGGUGUUGCUAAGGGGUGAAGACCAGACAGGACUGGGCCGCAAAGAAGGGAAUCUAGAAGGCUAUCUUAAACACACAUGCUCUUACAGGCUUAAAUCCCCCUCCCUUUGCAUUUCCUCUGGCUUUUGAAGCUGCUGUGUGCCUCCAGCCAGUCCAGCAGUCCCAUUGCCUCUCCCUGAUCAUGUGACAUAUUUGUGGGUAAUGUGGUUGCGAGUAUUGCACUGCUCAGUGAGAGUCAGAGCCCCCCCUCUGAGUUGUGAAUGGACUGCCCCCUUGAAGACUGGACUAGACUGAACCAAUGAGGAAGGAAGGGGACGGGGGUGGUUUCACCCACCUAUUAGCAAGACUUCUGAUCUGCCUUGUGUUGAACUAAAGGGAGAGGUCAGGGUUGACCACACCCACUCACGGCCUCACACCGUGUCUUAAAACGACGCCAAAACGUGCACAUAGCCAGAGGAAGUGCGUCUUAUUGGACUUUUCCUCGCAAGGCCUCCAGUUUAUCUCGAAAGUGUGCCUAAAAACUGCGAGAGGAUUGUAUUUGUUUAGUUUUUAAAAAUGUUUUUUUAAUUUCCAUUUUAAGAUGUUAUUAAUUAAGAUGCUAUAGGACAUGUAUAUGUGCCAGACUACUUUUUAUUUAUAUAUAUAUAUGUGUGUGUGUGUGUGUGUGUGUGUGUGUGUGUGUGUGUGUGUGUGUGUGUGUGUGUGUGUGUGUGUGUGUGUGUGUGUGUGUGUGUGUGUGUGUGUGUGUGUGUGUGUGUGUGUGUGUGUGUGUGUGUGUACACAGAGAGAGACACGCUGCAUGGCCAAAUUUUUCUGGAUGUCUCUUGCAGAUAGCUAAACAACAACUUUCCACACUCCGCUUAUGCUGUCCCCUCCUAGUAGCUAGCUCUUUCCCUCACUAAUGUUAGCACAACUUUGGAAAAGCAGUGCUCAGCAAGCUGGGGCAAAGGACACUGUGUCUCGGUGUUGGGAUACACAGAUUUGCCGUACAUGCUCUCCACACUGAAUAGACUAUCCCAGUGAUAUCCAGAUGGUUACCAAUAUUACAGUAUUUCUCAUGAAGGCUGUUAUCCUACUUGGAGUAAAACAAACUGUAGGGAAACAUUUGAGUUAAUUAACAUUGGAGUUAACAUUGAUUUGGUGGUUUAGCUCUAGAGAAGAGGUGUCCAGUGGGGGGCAGUUCAAUUCGGUUACGCAACUUCAGCCAUUGAGAAAUGGGGUGAAUUAGACCAUCAAUUACUGGAACCAUUUGAAAUACAAGGAAGAGAGAGCAAAAAAUAAUUCUACAACUUAAUUUUGUGUUCCUGCUUUGGAAUGUGGAUGUAACAUUCCUGUGUUCCAUUUAAUCAAGUUAUGGUUGUUGUUGGACAAACAGAACAGGCACAAUGGGUGAGUCAUCACCACACUACCCCAUGGAGGCAUUAUCACGGCCCAGUGGAGGCAUUAUCACGGCCAUGUGGAGACAUUAUCACGGCCCCGUGGAGGCAUUAUCACGACCCCGUGGAAGCAUUAUCACGGCCCCAUGGAAGCAUUAUCACGGCCCCAUGGAGGCAUUAUCAUGGCCCCAUGGAGAUUCGGUCUUAGACAUAGACUUGCCUACGGAUGUCAGAUCUAGUCUUUCAAAGCACCAAGCUGCUCACAUGACAAUAACCACAAUGAAUAAACGAAGCAUGUUACUAAAAUGCCUUUUAGGACCAAAACAAAGAAAACCUUCAGUUGAUUUAGGGUUGUUUUUACUGUGUUAAAGAAUCUGUUCAGAAAUGGAAUGUUUUUGUGCAAAAUGUGUCGCUUUCUUUUUCAGUGUAUUUGUUUUUUAGAUCAGCCAAAUUGGGCGGAGUUUAAGACCUAUGGAAGGGGUUUGCCAGCAGAGGGUGUAACACUGCGAUUCAAUGCUACUUCCUGGUUUUGUCAUGAGGUGCUCUCUGUUUUGAUUUUGUGCAAUAUCCGUAUAGGAGUCUAGAUGAUGUAAAUGAACCCUUGGGCCCUAAUGCCUGAGGCUAUAAUGGUUGUCACUGUGGGUUCAUGUGUAUUGCUGCUGUAUUUCUCCCCACCAGCCUUCUUAAGUCUCUCAGACACGGAAUAUGGUUAAAUGUACAAGCUUUUAUGCUUUCACUGUUUUUUGUUUUCAUAUGAGUUUUAUUAAAGUUAUUUUCCAUCUAA